AGAUCUUCAAAAGGCCCAUAGCUUUGCAUGUACGGCGUUUCCCACUUUGACUACCAGGUACAAAAGCCUCCAGUACUGAAGGUUUCCCAACAACCCUCCUUUCAACUCUUUUUCAUUUCCUAAACUUCAAUCUUGUACAUCCAACCCAGUCGCACAACUGACGGUGGAACUUCAGUGCUGUUCCCGUUAUCAAGCGCAUUACAUUCAUAUUUUUCCUCCAUACAAGAUGCAUACCGUCAAGAGCCUUGCCUUGGGCUUUUUGGCCGCCGCCGUGGUAUCUGCUUCAGAUGCCGCCGCAGAUGCCGUCGCAGACGCCGUUGCAGACGCCGUCUCAGAUGUUAUCCAACUGCAGCUGGACAGCUUCGACACAUACGUCAAGGAAAACGACCUCGUACUUGCCGAGUUCUUUGCGCCGUGGUGCGGUCACUGCAAGGCUCUCGCUCCCCACUAUGAGAAGGCCGCCACCUCCCUCAAGGAGAAGAACAUCAAGCUUAUCAAGGUCGACUGCACAGAGGAGCAGGACCUGUGCCAAAAACACGGUGUCGAUGGUUACCCUACCCUGAAGAUCUUCCGUGGCCUUGACAACGUCUCCCCCUACAAGGGUCAGAGGACGGAAGACGCAAUCAUCUCGUACAUGGUCAAGCAGUCGUUGCCUGCCGUUUCAGAUGUUACCAAGGACAGCCUCGAGGAGUUCAAGAAGACUGACAAGGUUGUCGUCGUCGCUUAUCUGUCAGUUGAUGACAAGGAGUCGAGUGAGACCUUCAAGCAAGCUGCCGAGAAGCUCCGUGACAACUAUCCCUUCGGCACCAGCACCGACGCCGAGCUUGCAGAGGCUGAGGGUGUUAAGGCUCCUGCCAUUAUUGUUUACAAGGACUUUGAUGAGGGCAAGGCUGUCUUUGAUAAGAAGUUUGACGUUGAGGAGAUUGAGAAGUUUGCCAAGACCGCUGCCACUCCUUUGAUUGGCGAGGUUGGCCCCGAGACAUACUCCGACUACAUGUCCGCUGGCAUUCCUCUGGCGUACAUCUUCGCUGAGACCGCAGAGGAGCGUAGCACGCUCAGCGACGCUAUCAAGUCCAUCGCCGAGAAGCACCGUGGCGCCAUCAACUUCGCCACUAUCGAUGCUAAGGCUUUUGGCGCCCACGCUGGUAACCUGAACCUGAAGGCCGACAAGUUCCCCGCCUUCGCCAUUCAGGAGACUGUCAAGAACUUGAAGUUCCCCUUCGACCAGGACAAGGAGAUCACCACCGAGGCCAUCUCCAAGUUUGUCGAGGACUUCGUCGCCGGCAAGAUCGAGCCCAGCGUCAAGUCCGAGCCUAUUCCCGAGACCAACGAUGGUCCCGUCACCGUCGUCGUUGCCCACAACUACAACGAUAUUGUUCUCGACGACACCAAGGACGUCCUUGUCGAGUUCUACGCCCCUUGGUGCGGUCACUGCAAGGCUUUGGCUCCCAAGUACGAGGAGCUUGGUGCUCUCUACCAGAAGUCUGAGUUCAAGGACAAGGUCGUCAUCGCCAAGGUUGACGCCACUGCCAACGAUGUUCCCGACGAGAUCCAGGGUUUCCCCACCAUCAAGCUCUACGCUGCUGGUAAGAAGGACUCGCCCGCUACAUACAGCGGUUCGCGCACUGUCGAGGACUUGAUCACUUUUAUCAAGGAGAACGGCAAGUACAAGGCUGAGGUUUCCCUUGAGGCCGAGAAGGAGACCCCGGUUGCCCCGGCUGCCACGGAGGCUGAGAGCAAGGAAGCCAAGGCCACCGAGGCUGCUGAUAAGAAGAAGGAUGAGCACGAUGAGUUGUAGAGCGCUUUUUAGCGUUUGCCGCUUGACGUACACUUGAUGAUUUCCUUCUUAUGUAAAAAAAAUACCACGAGAUCUUAGGUUACCAGAAUGAAUUUUAGCUGCACUUUUUUUUAUAUGGGGUUCUAGCCAUUAGGAAGAUGACCUAAAGAAAAGAUAGUGUCUUUCUUAUUUUAGAUUGAUUCGUUUUUGACCCAUCAACCUGUCAAGUCUGA
Pyricularia grisea is the source of this 2010-nucleotide messenger RNA. RefSeq lists its product as uncharacterized. Gene Ontology annotation, molecular function: protein disulfide isomerase activity. The record is from RefSeq and is a predicted model, not a curated record. Lineage: Eukaryota; Fungi; Ascomycota; Sordariomycetes; Magnaporthales; Pyriculariaceae. Bases 227 to 1798 code for a protein of 523 amino acids. Gene Ontology annotation, biological process: protein folding; response to endoplasmic reticulum stress. The transcript has 3 exons. Gene Ontology annotation, cellular component: endoplasmic reticulum.